AUGGCUGUUAGUCUACUUAAAAACGAGUGUGGUUAUGAAAUUGUAUAUUUAGGUACAAUAUUUUUAGAUUAUUUAGCAUUUAUUUGAAACUCUGUAAAAGAAGAGGCUGCUCUCUCUUCUACAGUUAUAUAGCAUUGUUCAACCACAAAGUACAAUUCUCUAUCAACACCAACAAUCUUAUGUAUCCAGAAGCCAUGUUUAACCCUCUAUUGCAUGAAUUUUUAUGACCAGUUGAAAAAAACAUACAUGGCUGUUAGUUUACUUAAAAACGAGUGUGGUCAUGAAAUAAAUAAUAAAAUUUUAUUAGAAAAUGUUAUGUAUCGGAUUUUAUGACCUGUUGGCAAACAACUACCAAUAAAUUGUCUACUUAAUUUACUAUAGAACGUUUGAAAUUCAAGUCCCCAAUUGGGAACGGAAUGCAAUAGAGGGAGAAUAAUAAUUAAUUUUCUUUCGUGAAAGUAAUCAAACGGUUAGAGAAAUCUUUUGUUAAUACAAUAUACGUGUUACACGAAACGUGUCGACGUUAUUUAAGAGUUAACACUGUGUGUCUGUAGUAAGUAUCCAGAUACUUUAGUGAGUUAGUUACCAGUAUGCUAAUCUUACUAAUUUACAAUCAAUUUACGUUUCGACGAAGUUCAAGCGAACGAUACAAUGCUUGCUGUUCCUGUGUAGAACGCUUUUCACGACCGCGAGAAUAGAGAAAGCUCCUUAAGUUUUGGACAGUGUUAAACCGCGGUCGCGGUGUUGCGUUUACGUUUUUCAUAACGAAAAUAGUUGAGGAUGGCGAUGAUGAUCCGGCGAUCGUACCUAAAGCCCAAGACUCUCUAACACGCUCGUAUGUGUGUGUUCUCUUGCAUAUUACUACGUUCUCCUAAUCGUCACGAUUCUCGUCAUCUGAAUGUUCUUUCACCGUUAUAUAUAUAUAUAUAUAUAUAUCGCACGUCGCACAUGAGAAACACGUAUUUCAUUCCCGGUUCACGGGAAACCAUCAUAAGGAAAUCAUGUAUAUAUUCGUCACGAUAGGGAUGACACACGUUUUUAACGAGACACAAUUGUGGAAGUCUAUAUUGUCUUUGUUUUUUUUUUUUUUUUUUUUCUACGUGAAAUAUUACUCUGUCGAUCUCGGUUAAUGAGAAAUCGCAAACGAAACAGUCCGAGCUUUUUAAAAAUAUUCCAUUCAUUUCAUUCUGAACUCUUUUUCUCGUUUCAUCGCAUUGCCGAAAUUCAAAGAUCGGAUUUUCAAACACACAAGUUCGAGAAAUUCUGUUUCUUUUUUUUUUUUUUUCUUGCAUCGAAGAAUAAUAUUGCCGUAGCCACGAGCGUAAGGAAGUAAAUAAUAAAUGAAAUUUUCGUUUGUCUUUGCACUCUUCUGCAGCGUCUCGUCCCCCACCGGUGAUGCAUCGCGAGAUCUCUCGGCUUCGGCAGAGAGAUCUAACUCCGAUCGCUGGGUGCGUCUUAAAUAGAAACGAUUUAAAAUAACUGUCCGUCGGUCCCGUGGGGCUUAUCCACACGGGUGAACGAAAGGACGAGGAAACGACGGAGAAGCCAAGUUCAGUAUCCGUUGCUCUUCGAUUCGCGUCAUUGUCGAUCUGCUCCUCGAAUUUUCAACCUGUCGAUCCUCAGGUGGAAUUCACCUAGGGGCGAAAGUUUCUACAAAGACACACGUUUCGUUGAACUUUGUUAUUGGCGAGCGGCGGUGUUGUUCGUCGGUACAUAAAAAAACCGAGUGUUUAAUUGGCGAUGUUUCUGUUGUCCAAGGUGUUACGAUACAGGGCGGGCCCAUGAUCAGAACCACAGACGUUGCAGCCAUGUCGGCGACCUAUGCCAAGCGAAGAAAGAAAAAAAAGAGAAGGAAGCAGAGAAGACUUGCUACGGGUAAUACGGAGGACGAGGAGGAAGGAGAAUACAGCUCCGAGUGUGAUACCGGUCUACCGUCUUCCCGACUGUCUUGGACAGCGUGUUCAACCACUUCGACCACGACCACGACCACGACCACGACAACGACAACGAUCAGCAAUCGGCCGCUGAACCCCGAGUGUCAGGAGUUCCAGCUGCGACAAGUCGUUAAAUCUCAUACCUCUCUAUCGGCUAUUCCAACCUCCACCGAUAGCACGCUUACGUCCGAAACGAGCUCGACGACCACCGACAACAAGGGCAACGAGGUAUGCAACGGUGUCGACGGUUCCGACGACUGGAAGGACCAAGACGACCAACCGACUGACAACAGCAAGUCCGAUCAACAAUUGGAAUCGACGUCCACCUUAAUAGAGAACAGUCAAUCGAAAUCGCUGGAGGUGGCCAGCAAUUCGGAUAACGAAUCGAAUAGACUGAUAAACUGCCUCCCCGAGGACAAGGAGACAGCUCUCUCGACGAACGAGGUCGCGAGCCAGGCGACCGAACCGGUCGAGAAACUGCCAAGCAUUCACAAAGCAGUGAAUAACGAUUCAUCGAGUGCCAAUGAGCUACGCGAACGACCGAACAACAAGAACGAGAUGAACGAAGAGAUCUUGGCCAACAGGAAGCUGGACUCCGAUUCGAGCAACAAGGAGGCGUCGACACCGUCAACGACGCCGAGGCCGUCGUCUCCGGUGUCCAACAACGAAACGACGGAGAACGUAGCGAUUCGCGAGGACCAGAAUCACGAGUCAUCUUCGUCGAACAGCAAGUCAUCGUCGUCGACUAGUCUGUCCAAGAGGAAGUACACCGCGAAAGGUACAAAGUUCGUGAGAGAGCCGACACCCGGUCCGGACUUGAACAGUUCGACGGAGCCAGAGAGCGAGACGAAGUCACACGAUCCGACCCAGAGUUUGGAAAAGAUGGAUCUGUCGAACGACGCGCAGACGAUAGACUCGAAGUUCGAUGUUCGAUGCGACGAUGACAAAGUGACAGAGGAUGAUCAGGUACCGAGUAAAUUCGGAACGAAGGCAGCAGCAGCAGCAACGUGCAAUCGCCUGAGCAAAGAGGUGAUCGAGGCGACGAACGAAGAUUCUGGAUUUGAAAGUCAGACGCAGCUGUCUGACUAUCCGAUCACGGAAGCGGUGACGGAGUGGCUACGCAGGGAGAAGUCGCCAGAUUUGUUCAUCACGUCGGCCAUCUCGAUGGACUGCGAGGAGGACGAGGACGAUAUGGACGAAGAGCCGCCAAAAAACUUGCAAGGCAACCCCAUGCCUGCACUAUCUGUUAAUAGCGGUGCGGACAAUGCGACAUUGUCGCGCGCGGCUAACUGCGGGGAAUUCGCAGGGAUCAGCAACAUCAAGGACGCGAAGAGAAGGUCGGAGGAACGGAGACGAGUAGCCAGGCACGUGGUGGAUGACAGGGUGGACCACGAGGUGGUGUCCUCGUCAGAUUCUUGCGGCCAACAGGAGAAUUUGGUGAACAUCGCGAGGAGGAAGAAUCUGGCUAAGCAACAGCAGCAAGAUGUUGUUGGUGACAUUUGCGAAUUUACUGAGAAGGAUAGCAUUGCGGGUAUGAGGGUUGCUUUAAGCUCUCGGAUGGACUCGAAGAGAGUCAAUGCAAGGCGAACGAAAAGACAAGGGAAAUCGCAUUCGCGGAAUCCCUCGAGUAAUAUCGACGCGAGGAUUCGACGUAUAGAGGACGUGGAUGACGAGAAUGACGAAGGGAUCAUCGUCGAGGACACGGCGAUGAACGUGAAAACGUUCGAGAAAGGUGAGAUCGUAGUCUCCGAGGAUGGGAAGUUGUUAACGUCUUCCACGUACGAGCCGUGCCUGCGAAAUUGUCACGACGCUCCGAUGACGAUCAAAGCCCUUAACAAGAGUGAAACGGUGAAGCAGUCGACGGAGAGGAAAACGGAGGAUGAACGGAAGAGGAGCAGCAGCAUCGAGGACGAGGAAAGUGGUGGUAGCGUGAUAGGUUCCUUGGACAGCAUAGAAGAGCCUGACGUGUUAGAAUGCUGGGAAGCUGAAAUCAUCGAGCCUCUGGUAACUCCAAAGAGAAUGUUACAAAGUGAGGGAAUACUAUGCGACGGAGAGGCUGCGGAGGACGAUACCAUCGAAGUCGAACAGGUUAACGUCGACUAUGUGCAGAAGUACUAUCGAUUGGCACGCGAGAGCGCUACUAGUAUCGAGGAGAUCAGUUUAAAGACAGAUGCACCAACGUCGUCGAAAUCAGUGCCAAAUAUGUCUGAACAGAAGGAUGAGAUCCCACCGCGGAAGAGGGAGCUCGCUGGAGACAAAACUAGCGUCCCUAUCGACGAAGCUUUCGAAGUGUACGAAAGCUGUUACACCGGGAACUCUCCGUUUCUAGCGAUCGAUUCGAAAGUUUUCAAAUCACGAACGUUGUACGGUCAGGAAGGCGAGACCCCAAUACCAUGCAAGGCGGUUUGUUGCCAGAUUCAAUGA
Messenger RNA from Heterotrigona itama, 4358 nucleotides. Lineage: Eukaryota; Metazoa; Arthropoda; Insecta; Hymenoptera; Apidae. The record is from the annotation of a GenBank genome assembly.